Odontomachus brunneus is the source of this 1350-nucleotide messenger RNA. Its product is annotated as alpha-2-macroglobulin receptor-associated protein. The record is from RefSeq and is a predicted model, not a curated record. The coding region runs from base 91 to 1188 and encodes 365 amino acids. Gene Ontology annotation, cellular component: endomembrane system; endoplasmic reticulum. Gene Ontology annotation, molecular function: low-density lipoprotein particle receptor binding; heparin binding; receptor antagonist activity. NCBI's taxonomy places the organism in Eukaryota, Metazoa, Arthropoda, Insecta, Hymenoptera, Formicidae. Gene Ontology annotation, biological process: regulation of receptor-mediated endocytosis. The transcript is spliced from 7 exons.
GCUAUAUUUACGGCGCAUGACGUAUAUACGUCAACUUCAAUCACCUUCUGCUUACGUGCCUGAUUGUUUCUAAGUAAAACACGCACAAAAAUGAUAGUCAGAAACGCACAAUUUAUUCUUUUAUUAAAUUUGGGUUUAGUAUCGAUCUAUACUGCUGCUGGAGAAAAUAAAUAUUCCGCCGAAGCGAACAAAGCUAAAGAUGUAGACUCCUCACAGUUUCCAAUUUCUCUCAGAGAUUUGGAUAAACCGUUCAGAAUGGCAAAAUUAAAUGUGCUUUGGGUCAAGGCGAAAAAUCGUCUGACAGAUACCAAGCUGCAGUCAAUUUUCAGUGAUUUGAAGAUUCACGACAAAGAAGAAAUCGCAUAUAAGCACUUCAAGUCUGAUGGAAAAGAUCCUGAAGGCUUAGAAGAAGCACGCCUAAGAAAGAAGCUCAUUGGAAUAAUGAGCACAUAUGGUUUGCUGGAACAUUUUGCUGACACAGAAAAUCCAGAGUUACUUAAAGUACACAAAGCACUGAAUGAUGGCAGCAAUUAUGUUGCUCAGGAUAUCUUUAAGGACAAAAGGCUGAAUAAAUUAUGGGCUAAAGCUAAAAUGGCUGGUUUCACUGAUGAGGAGCUUGAUGCUUUAAAACAGGAAUUCCAUCAUCACCAAGAAAAAGUGGAUGAAUAUAUGAGUUUAUUGAAAGAUCCACAACCUGGAGAUUCAAAGUCUGAAAAUCAUUUACAUCUCAAAUCAGAGAAGUGGAAUGAAUUAGAAGAAGCAGAGGAAUUAUCGAAUGAUGUACCAGAGCAGAAGUUAAGUCACGAAGAAAAAGCAAACUUGCUUCGGGAAAAACACUUAGAAUUAAGAAAUGGAUUUGAUCGCUUGGAUAUACUUACUGCAAAGGGACCAAACCAUAAAGAGUUUAUAGAACCUAAAGUACAGGGAUUGUGGAAAAUUGCACUAGAAGCAAAAUUUUCUUCUGAUGAACUGGCAUCAUUAAAGGAAGAACUCCUACAUUACGAAUCGAGAUUACUUAAGCUGCGACAUCUUCACACUGAAGGUGCUCUAGAAGCAGCUCGAAAAGGACAACUUCAUGAUCUAGACAACUCAACUGCAGAACAACAUAUAAAGAAACACGUUAGAACUGUACAAAAACUUCAUAUGGAUUUGGAAACCAAAAUCAUGCAGAGGCAUACAGAAUUAUAAGAAUGGUAGCUACUUUAAAAAUGUUAAAAAAUAUAUAUAUAUAAAUGUUAUACAAUGAAAAAUAAUCGUGUUCUUUAUAGAAAUGUUUAUAUCUAAAUGAUUUGUCUCAUCUAUUGAUAUUUUUCUUUAAAAUAAAUAUAUACAUAUAUAAUCUGUACUAAA